AUGAGCAUUUUCUACCAAGAAGAGCCUUCAAAUGCCUCCAAGAAAUGCAAAUGCCUUGCCUCACUACUCAAAGAUGCAUUCACCAAAUGCCAUUCUUUUCGUUGCAAUGAAGAAGUAGCCGACUCGACUCUCGAGUCCGAAGAUCGCGCAACCAUUCUCGAUGAGGACGAGAUAUUUGUUUCGGCUAUCAUAAGCAAGUACAUGGAGUCGAAAAGCAAGCGAAAAUCGGGCAUUGGCAUAGAAAGCUUCAACUGGGCUCUGUCUCCAGGGGCAGGGGAUUAUUUCAAAACAACCCCAAAAUCAUUUGUCGAAAAUUACAAUGCCAAUUUAGGUGAAGUCAAUGGGGAUGAGUUCCGGUCGGCCAAUAGCCGGCUUUCACGUUGCUCGAGCGACACUAGCUUUGAUGCAUUUGCCUCGGCUAGAACAUGUUUCUCGAGAUGCUCGAGCAUGAGUAGGAUUACGGAUAACGAUUUUUUAUCGGGUGAUCGUAGGUCGAUCAUUUUGGAGCUCGUGCGUUGCGAAGGAUGGCCGUUCGGGCUUUGCAGGAAGGCGUUGUUGCUGCCUCCGUUGCCUAAAUCACCAGCUGAUUCUUGGUCGUGGAGAAAGGGUAGGAAAGUGAUUAGGAUCCAUUAA
Striga hermonthica is the source of this 633-nucleotide messenger RNA. The record is from the annotation of a GenBank genome assembly. Lineage: Eukaryota; Viridiplantae; Streptophyta; Magnoliopsida; Lamiales; Orobanchaceae.